This is a messenger RNA of Epinephelus moara (kelp grouper), 2553 nucleotides long. RefSeq names its product Rho guanine nucleotide exchange factor (GEF) 33 (gene arhgef33). Bases 61 to 2553 code for a protein of 830 amino acids. Gene Ontology annotation, molecular function: guanyl-nucleotide exchange factor activity. The record is from RefSeq and is a predicted model, not a curated record. Lineage: Eukaryota; Metazoa; Chordata; Actinopteri; Perciformes; Serranidae. The transcript has 17 exons.
GGACUUCAGAACUGGACAGCUACGAACUAGAUUGGACCGGACCUGACAGGAUACCUUAAUAUGGAUAAUGAAAAAGAUGAAACAGAGGAUCAGACAGAAGAUGUGCCAGAAGAUACAGAAGAAAAUGUGGCAGAGGAGACUGACCUAGAGAUUGUUCAGCUGCAGGGCCUGGUGACAGAGCUGCGCGAGGGGCUUCAUGCUGCUUUGACGGAGCUGUGCGAGCUGCGCCAGAGGGACAACAGCCUGGAGGAGAAGCUCCAGGCGCAUCAGACUGAUGUGGAUGAUAGGAUAAUGGGCCUCAAGAACUCGCUCAACACUUUCAAGGAGGAGCUGAACGUGGUGUUGUUCCACAUAAAGGAUGUGUCCAGCAGACAGAGGGAGGUGCAGAAGAAGAUUGAACUGCUGCAGUCAGAGAACACCAAAGAUCUCAUAUCUGUUCCACACAGAAAGGGCUCCAAGGCAGAUUUGCUGUCAGCAUCAGGGGAUGAACACAUCUGUAUGCCCAGCCAGGCAGACCUCAGUGUCAUUCAGCACUUCUUUUCCAGUCUGCCCAACAGCGGGUCACCACAGAGGAGCAACACAUCGACACAGACCUCUACCUCUGAGCAGGAGGCUCAGCAGCAGCUGCAGCAGCAGAGAGGGUGUCCAUCCAAAUCUCCGGCGUGGGGAGAGAGGAAGAGCAGCAGAGACGACACAGAGGCAGCCAACAGCUCCACUGAAAACAAUAAGAGACAGAGAGUGGCUCUGGAGCUGCUGGAGUCAGAGAGAGUUUAUGUGUCCCACCUGUCUCUGUUACUGAAGGCCAAUAUCUCCUUUAAUGGAUCAGAAGCUCUCACCUCUAAGGACAAGCGUCCAUUUCCGAGCACUCUGAGGUUUCUGAUCCAGCAGCACCUUGAACUCCUCCAUACUCUCCAGGAACGUGUGCUCAAGUGUCAGUGGCAAGGCAUCAUGGGAGACGUGUUCAUGAGACUCACCAGCAAAGAGAGUGACUUCUUGAACUUCUACGUGUCGUACCUGAAGGAGCUUCCAGACUGUCUGUCAGUCGUCACCAUGCUUGCCUCCAGCUCCGUGAAAUCUUCUGCCUUCCUGGAGAGUGAAAUAAUGGGAGAUGAAUCCAGACCCUCGCUCCACACUCUGCUCCUCCAGCCGGUUCAGAGGAUCCCUGAGUACCUGCUGCUGCUACAGGGGCUUCUGAGGCAGACCGACGCAGAGCACCCGGACUACUACCUGCUGCUGGUGUGCAUCCAGCAGUUCAGGUCCUUCACGGCUCAGUACCACCACCUCCUCCAGCACAACCAGGAGCUUCUGAUGCACAACCGCAAGGAGGUGAAGAGGUCGACCAUGAAACAGCUGUUAAAGACAAUGGAAGGUGGGAUUCAAGCGAACAACAUCGGCUCACCGUACCCGUGUAACAGUGCCAUGUUAGAACAUGCCAACCAGGUGAAGCGGAGCAAGCAGCGUCUCCUGGAGCAAAUCCAGUCGCAUCGGUUCCAGGACUGGGAUCGGGAAAAGGAUCAUGACCCUCACUGUUAUGACGCAGAGUGGCCCGCCCACGUCCCGUUCUUCAACCAUGAGCCGAACCACAAACCAUCAGGUCUUGGCAGUAUCCCAGAGACUGAGGGAUCUGAGAGGUCCAUGUCAUACCAGCAUCAUCUGCCCUCCAGACCUGCAGACUUCCGUCAGGUUCAACCGGGGUCUGCUCUAGCGGAUGCUCUCGGAGAGUUCCUUCUCCCUCCAGACCCCCCAGGGAUGGAGAGCCUCUAUGAGGAGGACAGAGGCUCCAUUCAUGAUGUCUCCAUGUUCGAUCGCUGCUCCAGUGCUUCUUCAGAUUCCUCCAUCGACAUCGCCUUUGUGAAGUGCCCCAAAGCGCCAUUAGCGUCUCAUCAUGCUAUGGCAGCCAAUGUGCCUACAACUCGUGAUGUCUUCGGCAAUGGAGGCAGCCAUGGGAAUGGUUACAGCAAACUGCCCAACCGAGGGUGUGUAUCUCCCGAUGAAGCUGUGAUGAUGCGCCGCAAUCAGCAUCGCCCCCUUCAGGCCAGCCAGCGUAAGAGCAAGUCACUGAACGGCCUGCAGAUGGACAACACAGUGAGUAGUGUGGAUAGUGGUCCUCUGUCAGACCACCUCCAAAGAUUGGGACUGGGCAGCCAUGCAAAGCUGGAGCGCCAGGGCAGUAAGGGCAGCAAAGGGUGCUCCACCCCGUCCCAUAAGGUCCACAGCCCCCUGGGGAACAGAGGGGACAUCGAAAAACAGGGCGAUGAUCUUCAUGGGCUGCUCAGCAUUGACUCCGGGUUCCAGUCGUGGGGCGACGAGCCAAAGUGGAGGGCGGGGACAGAGGAGAAUAACCACACCCCCUUCAGCGAGAGGAGCAGGAAGCAGGACAAAGGAGGCUUCAGAAGCUCGUUCAAGAAACUCUUCAAGAAGAAGAGCACUGAUGAGAAGAAAGAGAGGGGAGGCGAGAAAACACCAGACAACCAAAACAACGGAGAACACGAGACACCGGGGAAAAAUCCCAAACUGACACAUCUGGAGUUAAACCGUGGCACAGCUGUAUGA